AUGGGUAUUAGCAGAAAAGGUCUCCCAUUAUUCUACGUGAUGCUUUACCUUUCAUUCUUUAUACAUGUAUCCUAUAGUGUUUUGAAAGCCAAAGACCCACCAUCUAGCAAACCCUUUGAACCAUACAGAAUUUUCAUCACUAAUAGAGACAUUGAAACCAUGAUUGUUCAAUGCCCACCAGGAGGUGAUGAAGGUGGUCUCGAGAUACUGAGACCUGGAAACAUCAUGACAUGGCGCUUUCGUAGAAAUCUUUUUGACACGAAUCGCUAUGAUUGUAACUUUUAUUGGUUAAAAGAAGGUAACCAAGUUAUGAAGUCAAUCACUCUUGCUGUUUUCAACAACCGUAUUGCUGGAAUGUGUGGUCGUAAUUUGUUUAGUACGAAUAGAUGUUAUUGGAUGGUUACCAAAUAUGGAUUUUAUCUUUCAAAGCAUAAUCAGACAUUUCCAAAUGUUUAUGAUUGGCAGGUUAUGUAUGUAUGGGAUACGAUCUGA
This is a messenger RNA of Lactuca saligna, 492 nucleotides long. The record is from the annotation of a GenBank genome assembly. Lineage: Eukaryota; Viridiplantae; Streptophyta; Magnoliopsida; Asterales; Asteraceae.